UGAAAGAACAAGUGAUGCAAGUAAGAGAGGGAGCAAAAAGAGACGACAGUGAGAAUUCAAGGAUCCUUCGAUUUAGAAAUUGGACCUUUGUUUCACAGAGACGGGAGAGCAAGCCAAAGAAGGUAACCAAAACUCAAUACAGACCAGAGAUUUAGUGACACAAUUGUCCUCUCUGUUUUAUAUUACUUUAGCCAGGAAGGAAGGAAUGUUUCAAGAUGAUUUCAUUAGCAAAGUGUUUUUCUUUUGUAGAAUUACUUUAUUUUUGUAAAACUGUCUUCAUUUUGGACAGAUAGGUAAUAGUCACAAGAGACCAUUACAGUAUUAUGAAGUGCUAGCUGUGGUAAGCUACAUUAUGGUAGUUGACAUCUCGAGUGUCUGUUGUAGCCUACACAUGUGACACAACAUAUUCUGUCUGUUAGUGGGCUGUCAAGGGUUGCAUUUCUCUCCAGCAAUAUUACUGUUUGGAGCUGUAUUCAUGGCUUGCUUAUGUGUUUAUGUAGGUCAUGUUUCUCUCAUUCGAAUUACUUUUGGGUAAAAAGAUUUCCACCAGUGCUGUGUUCAGUCAGUGUGGUGAUAGCCUCACCUGCUGGUGAUAUGUUGUAACUGCAGUGUAAAGACUACAUUGGUGAAUCCCCAGGUGCUGUUAGCCGAGGACCCAAAGGAUGGAUUAUGCCAUGAAGUCCCUCAGUCUCCUGUCCCCUGCCUCACUCUCCAAGUAAGAGCCUGAUGCCACACCACUAAGGGGAUGUGCCCUAUUGGUAGCACUACUAUUGGUCAUCAUAAGACUGCAUUCAGUAAUGUUUAAUGUUUGUUGAUUUUGACAUUGUAGGACAUAAGUCAUAGUCAAAAUUAGCAUCGUUUUCCAAUAGAUUUUACAUCAUUUGACUCUGUGUGCUUGCAUAUGUGUCUCCAUCAGGUGUGUGACAGCCAGUGCCUCCAUGACCCAGCAGCUCCUCGUCGGGACUCCUCGGCCUAAGCCCUUCCGGGUCACCAGUGCUGACCGCAGCGUUAAGAAGGGAAUCAUGGCUGAUGGGCUACGAGACCUACUCAACAAGGUGAGGAGAACGGUGGAGGAAAAGGGAGGGAUGAAGGAGAAGGAAGAGGGUGUUUGAGUGAGGACUACAAGUUUGAAUGAGAGAAGAGUAGUUUAUGAGUGAGGGAGGAGAGGGAGUCUGGUUACCUAUUCUUUACUUAGUCAUGGCAUCAUCAUUUCAAUCCAGUGAGCAAUGUGACUCAGAGAUGGAUAAAGGAAUGAAAGGAUGGGUGAGUCAGAGGCUUUCAAAGGGAAGCAGAAAGAACUAACGGUUUUCCUCAAAGGCUUGUAUGCUGGAGUACGUGCUCACAUGCACAUACUGACAAUUGUCUCUGUUGUUCUGGUCUCCAACUGUGACACUACUGCUGUCUUACGCACAUCUUUGAAAACUUUAACUUAAUCCGGAUAAUGAUAAUAAAUGUUAAUUAAGCUUUUCAGGAACUACCUACUCAGCAGAGACAUGCAAAUGUAUUCAUACACUCGGUAUUUGCAUUAUUCACUGUAUAAAUCUAUGACGCGCAAGAGAAUGGAGUGGCUAAGUACAGUUGAAGUCGGAAGUUUACAUACACUUAGGUUGGAGUCAUUAAAACUCGUUUUUCAACCACUCCACAAAUUUCUUGUUAACAAACUAUAGUUUUGGCAAGUCAGUUAGUCGGCAUGACACAAGUAAUUUUUCCAACAAUUGUUUACAGACAGAUUAUUUCACUUAUAAUUCACUGUAUCACAAUUCCAGUGGGUCAGAAGUUUACAUACACUAAGUUGACUGUGCCUUUAAACAGCUUGGAAAGUUCCAGAAAAUGAUGUCAUGGCUUUAGAAGCUUCUGAUAGACUCAAAUUAUGUCAAUUAGCCUAUUGGAGGUGUACCUGUGGAUGUAUUUCAAGGCCUACCUUCAAACUCAGUGCCUCUUUGCUUGACAUCAUGGGAAAAUCAAAAGAUAUUAGCAUUACCUCCACAUGUCUGGUUCAUCCUUCGGAGCAAUUUCCAAAUGCCUGAAGGUACCACAUUAAUCUGUACAAAUAAUAGUAUGCGAGUAUAAACACUGUGGAACCACGUCUUCCAAAUGGACAAUGACCCCAAGCAUACUUCCAAAGUUGUGGCAAAAUGGCUUAAGGACAACAAAGUCAAGGUACUGGAGUGGUCAUCACAAAGCCCUGACCUCAAUCCUAUAGAACAUUUGUAGGCAGAACUGAAAAAGCAUGUGUGAGCAAGGAGGCCUACAAACCUGACUCAGUUACACCAGCUCUGUCAGGGGGAAUGGGCCAAAAUUCACCCAACUUAUUGUGGGAAGCUUGUGGAAGUCUACCGGAAACGUUUGACCCAAGUUAAACAAUUUAAAGGCAAUGUUACCAAAUACUAAUUGAGUGUAUGUAAACUUCUGACCCACUGGGAAUGUGAUGAAAGAAAUAAAAGCUGAAAUAAAUAAUUAUCUCUACUAUUAUUCUGACAUUUCACAUUCUUAAAAUAAGGUGGUGAUCCUAACUGACCUAAGACAGGGCAUUUUCACUUGGAUUAAAUGUCAGGAAUUGUGAAAAACUGAGUUUAAAUGUAUAUGGCCAAGGUGUAUGUAAACUUCCGACUUCAACUGUAACUACUUUCGAGAGGGGGAAUGAUUCAGUAGCAUGACUGGACUCGUUCUAUAUCUCUUCCAGGCUAAUGGGGUAGUUUGUUCCCUCUCAGGCCAUGGACUCUCUGCACGUGUCCUGCGUCAGUGCCCUGGUGCUGGAUGAAGACGGGACGGGGGUAGAUACGGAGGAGUUCUUCCUGACCCUGCCAGACAACGCUGUCCUCAUGGUCCUGGAGAAGGGGCAGAAGUGGACACUUCCACAGGUUGGUAGGGCGACAUAUGCAUGACCAUCUUACCACAGGUCCACCAGGUGGCGCCAUUACACAGGGUCACUCUGAUAGAAUUGUGAAGAGGACUCACUUCUGUGUAUAUCAUCAUCAUUGCCGAUGUGUUUAGAGAAAAUGGGACAAACGAGAAAAUCUACUACUCCCGUAUUGUAUAUGAAUGACCUGAACUUUUGGGAUUUAAUAUACAGUAUGCCUAUUCAGAAAUGAUUCCAUUCCGAUAAAUGCAAAAGCAUUCUUAUUCUGGGUGAAGAGUUGAGUGAAAGUAUGUGUGACAUAUAUGGCAAAUCAUAACCCCUUAAUUAGUUACCUCACAAUUUUGGGCAUAAUUAAAGCACCAUUUGAGUCAGAGUUGAGUGGUGUUUGUUUUUCCAAAGUAGAUAAUUUCCAUUUUCAUUAAAUGAUGUGCUGCCACCUGAAUGGCAUCACCCUGUGUGUUUACUUGGCUCCUGUCAUGUCAUGCUGAGCGUGUUACAUUAACAUAAUACAAUUUCCUCACCUGUUGUCCUUCCGCUGUUCAGAAUGAAUUAAUCUGUAUUCAAAUGUUUGUUACGUUCCUUUGCAGAUGACUGGAGCUCUUGGGUGGAGGGGAGGAAAAAUGUUUGUGUGGGGGGGAACUAGCUAGUCUUGCGUUCAUCCAUCUUAGUUUGACAGACACUAAGUGGCAGAGGUUAUCUAUGCAGUUUUCCUUCACACUCAAUUUACGUUUCCCUCAAAUAAGCUGUAGGAGACUAGACUUAAUUUGUGUUAACUGGGGAAAAUUGAUUUGCUCUUGUUUCUCCUCUAUCUCAUAUCCCUCCCUCCCUCUGUCUCCACCUUUCUACUCCCAGAACACUCAUCCCCGAAUGCAAAAUGAGCUCAAACACCAGUGCAGGAAAGAUGUGGCUAGAAUAACCUUUGACCUAUACAAGAACAACCCUCAGGAUUUCAUUGGCUGUCUGAAUGUGAAGGCCACCCUGUAUGGCACCUACUCUGUGUCCUACAAUGUGCGCUGCUACGCUGCCAAGAAGAUGCUGAAGUGAGUGAUCUGUGUGUGUGUGUGUGUCACUGUCUGUUUAUGUGGGUAGUUGAAGGUGAGGAGGUAAGGUCUAGGAAGAGGUUGAGUUGAAUCAGUGCCUUCAGAAAGUAUUCACACCCCUUGACCUUUACCACAUUUUGUUGGAUUUAAUUGUCGUUUUUUUCCCAACUAUUUUUCAACAAUGUAUGGAAAAUAAAACACUAAUAUAGCUUAAUUAGAUAAGUAUUCAACCCCCUGAGUCAAUCACAGGAGGCUGCUGAGGGGAGAACAGCUCAUAAUAAUGUCCGGAACAGAGCAAAUGGAAUAGCAUCAAACACCUGUAAACCAUGUGUUUGAUGUAUUUGAUACCAUUCCACUGAUUCCGCUCCAGCCAUUACCACGAGCCCGUUCUUAAGGUGCCACCAACAACCUGUGGAGUCAAUACAUGUUAGAAUCACCUUUGGCAACAAUUACAGCUGUGAGUCUUUUUGGGUAAGUCUCUAAGUGCUUUGCACACCUGGAUUAUACAAUAUUUGCCCAUUAUUCCUUAAACAAUUAUUCAAGUGCUGUGCUGUUGGAUGUUGAUCAUUGCUAGACAGCCAUUUUCAAGUCUCACCAUAGAUUUUCAAGCCGAUUGAUUCCAAACUGUAACUAGGCCACUCGGGAAAAGUCAAUGUCAUCCUGGUAAGCAACUCCAGUGUAUAUUUGGCCUUGUGUUUUAGGUAAUUGUCCUGCUGAAAGGUGAAUUUGUCUCCCAGUGUCUGAACCAAGUUUUUCUCUAGGAUUUUGCCUGUGCUUAACUUCAUUCAGUUAAUUUUUAUCCUAAAAGACUCCCUAGUCCUUGCCGAUGACAAGGAUACCCAUAACAUGAUGCAGCCACCACCAUGCCUGAAAAUAUGAAGAGUGGUACUCAGUGAUUUGUUGUGUUGGAUUUGCCCCAAACAUAAUGCUUUGUAUUCAGGACAAAAAGUGAUGUUCUUUGUCACAUUUUUUGCAGUAUUACUUUAGUGCCUUAUUGCAAACAGGAUGCAUGUUUUGGAAUAUUUAUAUUCUGUACAGGCUUCCUUCUUUUCACUCUUUCAUUUAUGUUAGUAUUGUGGAGUAACUACAGCCUCAGUUUUCUCCUGUCACAGCCAUUAAACUCUGUUUUAAAAUCACCAUUGGCCUCAUGGUGAAAUCCCUGAGCGGUUUCCUUCCUCUCUGGCAACUGAGUUAGAAAGGGCGCCUGUAUCUUUGUAGUGACUGGGUGUAUUGAUACAACUUCACCAUGCUCAAAGGGAUAUUCAGUCUUCUUUGCAAACAAUUGGAAAACAUCCCAAGUCUUUGUGGUUGACUCUAUGCUUGAAAUUCCCUGUUCGACUGAGGGACCUUACAGAUAAUUGUAUGCGUUGGGUACAGAGUUGGGGUAGUCAUUUCAAAAAUCAUGUUAAACACUAUUAUUGCACACACAGUGUGUCCAUGCAACUUAAGUGACUUGUUAAGCACAUUUUUACUCCUGAACUUAUUUAGGCUUCCCAUGUCAAAAGGGUUGAAUACUUAUUGACUCAAGACAUUUUAGCUUUUCAUUUGUAAUUAAUUUGUAAACAUUUCUAAAACAAUUCCACUUUGACAUUAUGGGAUAUUGUGUGUAGGUAAGUGACACAAAAUCUCAAUUUAAUCAAUCUUAAAUUUAGGCUGUAAAACAACAAAAUGUGGCAAAAUGUUGAGGGGUGUGAAUACUUUCUGAAGGCACUGUAUGUUCAGAUAAAUUUAGGAAGGUUAUGGCAUACGUGCUGAGAGCUGCUGAUUUUCGGCUUUAGCUGAGUGGUUGUGACAACGAGGAUAAAAUUGUGCAGAAUCAACAAAUAACAGGUUUCUAGGCUCUUUGAAAAGUCACUGGAGAGAAUGAAACCUGUAUCUCAACUAGGAGAGAGAGAUUAGGGAGAUGCAGGUUCCAGCCCUGUACUGUCAGCGUUUCCCUAUCUUCCUGACUAUAUGUUUAUAUAAUGUCUAUCUGUUUGUCUCUGUGCCUCAUCUGUCUGAUCACUAUCUACAGUACAGGUAUCUGUCUGACAUAGGGUUGCAAAGGUACCGGUAAUUGACAAACGUUACCGGAAUCUUCAGUAAUUUUGGUGAUUAACAGAUAAUCUAUGGUAAUUUUGGUAAUUUAUACUUGAAAAAUGUAUUCAUAUAUACAUAACCUCCCUUUACAACUCUCGUCUGACAUCUGUUUCCCUGUUCUUGUAGGGAGGCUCUGAGAUGGACCCUGUUCUCCAUGCAGGCAACAGGCCACGUCCUCCUGGGCUCCUCCUGCUACAUCGAGCAGCUCCUGGAUGAGGAUGACCGGGCAGACCGGAGCCUGCCCCCACUGCCGCAGGACGGCAAGAUCAAACAACUACAGAGCAUCCUGAUGGGCAAGACUGCUGUGAUGGGCAAGAUGGCUGUGAUGGGCAAAACUGUUGUGUGACCUAUCCCAAUACUAUGAACAUACAUCCUUCCCUUCUCCCUUCCUUGAAGUAAUCACCCAUCUAAAUCGAUUUUAAAGGUGAAAGGGAAUGCUACACUACAUAGCUUGCACCUAUCCAGUCAUGGCUGAUUAGUGAUCACUUCAUGGAAAGGAAGAAUGGAUUGUCAGGAUAUUCGAACAGGGCUCUGCUCAGAGAGACACUCUAAAAGAGGGAAUUUACUGUUUGCUAUAAGGAAUGGGUACAGGCAAACUGCAUGACCAAUACCAUGGCACAGUGCUGCAUCACUCUGAUGUCAUGGUUACUGUGGCAGGUACACACCUUUUGGUUAGGUCACUCCUCUCGGUUGAUGUUUGGGACAGGAAAUGCAGUGUUGUCCUACAUUUUGGCUGCGAUCACUUGCACUUUGUUACAUUUUGUCUGUCUAUAUGGCUUGCAACACUCCACAAGCAAAUGCACUUUUCUAUUGCAGUGACUGCUGCUGGACUGUAUCUUAAACUGAUAGAAGGCACUUGGCUUUUUUCAUAUUAUUAAGCAAGAAUAAAUCACAAGAAUAUUAA
Messenger RNA from Coregonus sp. 'balchen', 6883 nucleotides. Lineage: Eukaryota; Metazoa; Chordata; Actinopteri; Salmoniformes; Salmonidae. The record is from the annotation of a GenBank genome assembly.